This is a messenger RNA of Vitrella brassicaformis, 1848 nucleotides long. The record is from the annotation of a GenBank genome assembly. Lineage: Eukaryota; Vitrellaceae.
AUGCAUCAAUUUGUUCAUGUCUCCCAUGUGUUUCCUCUGUUCCUCUACGCAUACUCGGCCGCAUCGACGGCCGUCUAGUGGUCGACCAACUGCAGACGCGCCACACCCUUACAGGGGAGAGAGACAGAGAAAGAGGGAGGGAGCCGGCUAUGCACACUGUGUGUAGUGUGUGUGGUUAGGCCAGCUACACUGGACGACAAGACGACGCACUCCGCCGCACUGAGGGGCGGCUGGAAGCCGAGCACAAGAAAGUCACCCGCCGCUGCCCACAGCUGGAGGCCCAGUUGGCCGUGGCCAGGCAAGAGGCCUCUGUGCUGCGGUGAGUGACUGACUGACGCAGGCAGACAGGCAGGCCGCCGGCCCGAGGGAAGGAGGGAGGGCCCAACCGAUACACACAAGGGGACAGACAGACAAACAGACAGACAGACAGCGGGUACAUAUGUCCCUCACUCAUGUCACGUUUCUUUUCCUCCUCCUUCCUGUCUGUCGAUGAGUGGGUGCAGGGCUGACAGGGAGGUGCUCGAGAAGCGUGUGGCGGACGCGACACAGCAGCGGGACGACGCCCGGGGCCGCCUGAGGACCUUUGAGUCCGUCUACUGCGUCGACCUGGGCCGAUUCAAGAAGAUCGACACAGACGGUCUGCGGCAGCAGCUGGAGGGCGUCAUCAAGGAGCGAGACCAAGUACAGGUGCGCUGCGCCACACACUCACUGACUGACUCACAGAGGGAGAGGGAGAGGGAGGGGUUGCUGUGUGUGUUGUGUGUGGUCAGACGAGUUACUUGGCCGCCGAGAGUGCCCGUCGCGACCUGGCAGCUGCGCGGCAGCAGCUCGAGCAGCAACACGCCAAGACGACGGAGCGCCUCAAGGGCGCCAUCUCGCGUAUCAACGAGGUGAGUCAGUCACGUCACAGACCCUCUGCCUCCCUCCCUCCCUCCCUCCAUCCAUCCCAUCUCUGUCUGUCGUCUCUGUCUGUCUGUGUGUGUCCUGCCUGUAUGUUAUUCAUUCAUGUGUUCAGCUGCAGAGCAGUGAGUUGCCGAGUCAGAGGGACGGUCAGCUACUCGAGAGCCGGAACACCAUUUUGGUGAGCGAACCGAACCCAGUUAACCCAAACCACCCCACCCCACCAAAAGGAGCCUUUGGUUCAUUGGCUGUUUGGUGGUGUGUGUGUCUCUCAGCGGCUAGAGCAGGAAGCCGCACAGUUAAAGGCAAACGCCAUCAUAGCAAAGUGAUUCUGACAGUGAGUGGGCCACACCAGGUGUCUGUCAUCGAUGGAUGGAUGGAUGGAUGACAUACGACACGACACACGGUGAUGGAUGGCGUUGUCGUUCCUGUCCUUUUCCUGCCGUCAGACCCCGCCGUGCGGCCUCUGAGACCGCCGCCCGUUCCCCUUCGCUCUCGCCCGUCGCCAUGGGCCCCCUCGCCCCACAGGAGCCACCACUCAGCACACACGACGCCGCCCGCGACAUGAUGCUCCGUGGCGCCCCUCCUGCAGUGCCACCCCUCCCGUUGCCCUCACUGCUCACCCUCAACACCGACACACUCGGCAGCGACCGUCUGAGGCCGCCCCCGGCCGCCUGCGGGCGGAACAAGAGAGCGCGACCUAACGAAGAAGAGGGCAAGCAGGGCGAGGGAGGCGGGGUGGCCGAUGCUGCUCAUGCGUCGAAUGGGGUGGAGCAUGUCUCACCCACUCGAACAAGGAGGAAGAAUGCCUUCGCGGGAGGAGAUGCCAUAGUCCCGUCUGUGCCGUCCGAGCCCUCGCCACACCCACACGUCGAGGAGCGACUGGCUGGAAGGCCGUCAAGGUCGGGGACAGCACUUCGGCGAGGAGCCGGCCGCGCAGAUGGGUGA